UUCCGGCUCGCAUUCCGCAAGCGGCGCGCGCGCUUGACAAUCGUAUUCGUGCAAGCCUUGUGCGUGCGGGCGGCGUGCAGCACUCAGCCAGUUUAAAUUUGGCGCGCCAAUAGUAGUGGUCAAGCCGCGCGCGCUCGUGAUUGGCAAACAAAGUUGAACGAAACGAAAAAAGUUCCCUUGUGUUUUGUUUUUAUUGUGGGACUUGUUUCUUGGCCGAGGACAGUUAUUUAGUUAGUUUUACAUUAUUUAUUAGCGUAAGAUAGUAAAUAGGAGCUAGUGUAGUUUAACCCAUCAAUAAACAGUUUAAAAGUGAAUAAAUUAUGUGAGUGACCCGUUGUGUGGUGAUUUUUCGUCUGCAAUGGGAUCAGCGGGAAGUUUUUAAAAGCUCAUUCUAUAUCCUUUGUUUUAAAACGUGGACACCUACGCUACGCUAAUGCUCGUGUGACUCGUAGUACGUACGAUAUACUACGAUACGAUAGACAUUAUUUAUUUACAAUGGACGGGGAACGAAAAAUACACAUGAGCGAAGAUGUCCCAUUGAACUCAACAGGUGCGGCAAACAUAUUUUUGAACACCGGCAAAAAUACUAAGUUAAAUUCACCAGAUGGGACUGUCAUUCAUCUCAAAUCAGAGAAACCCGCCGACCUCGGGGUCCACAUCAACACGACUUUUUCCGUGGCGUCUUCCAAGAAAAUAAGGCUUUUGUUUGUCCUGAACUUUUUGUUAAGUGUAAUAUGUAUGAUACUAAGUUGUUCCAUUGCUUUUUACUACUGGAACGAAAUGAUAUCCAUGAGACAGCAGCUAGAUUCAUUAAAAGAGCAGUUUAUGAUGCACAGUUUAGGGCAGGAUAAAAUCCAAAGCAGCCCUCUCGUGUCAUUCCAAAGACCACUGCCCAGCAGUGAAAUUAGACAUCCAAGGAUGGAAGGCAGCUCCAAAGACGUUAAUCCUUUGAACCCUAGAAAGUAUUUUGUCGAAGACCUUGGGGAUGACAUGCUCCUGGUGGAUUCCAGCAAAAGAAAUCCCAGUAAGGAACUCUUACCAUCUAUGGACAUGAUGCAAGCAAAAAAAGAGCUACUUAUAGUCCAAUUCAAUGGUGCCAAAAAAGAGACCCAUAUGGGGUCACAAUCUACAGUCGGGCCGUGGGUGCGAGAUAAUGAAAUAUCUUCUCCAAACAGUGAGACCAAGAUAGAAUUAAACACCAACUAUGUUACAGUCCAAGAGGAAGGCAUCUACCUGGUAUACGCUCAGCUGGUAUACCUCACUCAAGCCCCCAACUGCUACUUCAUCUUUGCGAAUCAGAUAGGGCAGUCUGCGCCACGUCUCCUGACCACGUGCGCGACAGGCGACGACUCCUCGCGCCGGCCGCUGGACAAGUCGCAGAUAUCUUGCUCCGUGCAAACUGUCGCGCGACUGUUCAAAGGCGACCAAGUGAACAUUGCCCAGCGCGAACACAAUAGAACCCUCUUGCUAAAACCCGGUUACUCCUACUUGGGAUUCAUCAAACUAAGUUCCUAGUUAUGGCUGUGCUAAUCAUUAAGGAAAGGUAUGAAAUAUAAAGCGUUUAUUCGCAAGUUGAAGAUUGAAGAUCUUAGUCUGUAGGUAUGAUGAUCAGUAGAGAUCAUGGAUGGUGCUAUAAUAGUGAGUUUAUGAUUUGUAAUGUUGAGAGUGAUAAGAGUGCCAUAAUGUACACUAGCGAGCAACCAAAUCGACUUGACCGUAAUUCCACAUACAUACAUUGAGUUUUGUAAAACUGUACAAGAAAUUCAGAAAAAACAAGUCAUUUGAAAGACUGAAAUUUCAGCUUUAAUGACGGAAUGUCAAUAUCCUUUCAUAUAUUUUUUAUGAAUCGUGGCCGAACAUAAAAUGUUAGAAAAGAGUAUUUUGGUCAGGAAUUUUUCAAAUUAAGAAAGUUCGUGCUUGGUGUACAGAACCGUGCCAUUGCGUAACCGGCACCCUCCACGGAGCCCCCCCCCCAUCAUUGAGAACCCCCC
Molecule: messenger RNA, 1991 nt
Organism: Chilo suppressalis (striped riceborer)
Lineage: Eukaryota; Metazoa; Arthropoda; Insecta; Lepidoptera; Crambidae
Source: the annotation of a GenBank genome assembly